This is a messenger RNA of Paramacrobiotus metropolitanus, 1206 nucleotides long. Its product is annotated as 39S ribosomal protein L16, mitochondrial-like. Gene Ontology annotation, molecular function: structural constituent of ribosome; rRNA binding. The transcript has 5 exons. Bases 258 to 1025 code for a protein of 255 amino acids. Gene Ontology annotation, cellular component: mitochondrial large ribosomal subunit; ribosome. Gene Ontology annotation, biological process: mitochondrial translation. NCBI's taxonomy places the organism in Eukaryota, Metazoa, Tardigrada, Eutardigrada, Parachela, Macrobiotidae. The record is from RefSeq and is a predicted model, not a curated record.
CACCAGCGCGCUCAACGAAUACAGUUAAAAAGUAAAACUUUUACUUUUUAACUGUAUUUGCAUUCGUAAACCUUGAUUUUUCAGCAUAUCUUCUGUUAUUCAUGACCUGGUUCAUUUAUAUGAAUUGCGUUUGUGUAUGCAAAACGGAAACAAUUUAAAUUUCGGACAGAACUGAAUCUCGAUGACUCUCUUUAACUCCAGAUCCCACAUGCGGUUUUGCGAUAUUUAGUCUUUAUUGUUUGAAUCCUGGCAUAAUCAUGAUCAGGGUAUUCUUCCCAGCUUGCCGAACAUUUGGUGCAGUUGUGCGACCGAAAGGCAUCUGCAGUGCAAUGUGUGUCAGAAGCGUUCAUCAUAUGAUAGAUCUUACUCCUCCGGAUCUCCAUGAAGAUGUGGAGUUCCCUCCUAAAGACCUGUAUAGCACGACUCCCAACAGGCUGCGCAUCAUGGCAAAGGUUCCUCCACCGCCCCCUAAUAUGAAGCCACCGUUCAUGAGUAAAGGUUUUGAUUUAAUGCGCGGUCCUGAAGAAGUCCACAAUACCUUGCUGCAUAAGCAACUUGGAAUUGUAGCGCUGCAGGGUGGCAGGUUGAAAUAUCCCCAUUUCGAGAUGAUGCGGCAUACCAUUAACAAACUUCUGGACACCAAGCGAAUGUUUGCAAUUUGGCGCGUGGACGCUCCGUGGAUGUCUGUCACUAAGAAGAGCCCAGGCUCGCGUAUGGGAGGCGGGAGAGGCAAUAUUCAUCACUUCGUUACGCCCGUGAAACCCGGCCGUAUCAUCCUGGAAGUCGGAGGGGUAUUCAACGAAGCGGAAAUCAUUGAAAAGCUGAACAACGUUGCGUUGCGACUACCGGUAUGGGCCAAAGCAGUUUCACAUCAAAUGAUGGAAGACGAGAAGAUGGAGGAAAAGCGACAGGAGGAGCUGAAUGCUAAUCCAUUUACCAUGAAAUACAUAAUCCAGAAUAACAUGCAAGGGUGUAACAAAUGGACAAGCCCCUAUGAUUAUGUUUGGUUUGGUAAAUACCGGUGAUUUAAUGUUCAUAUACAGUAUCGUUGCUCUUUGUACAAUCGGUAAACUUUUCUAAGAUUUUUAAUCUGUGCGUUUCGGUUUCUUUGUUUGCAUGCGUACUUCUUUCUUUCAAGUUGCCUUGCAAUACCUUGACAACAAAAUUGUGUUCAGAAACAGCACAGCAAUAAAAAUACGUACUACU